Camelina sativa (false flax) is the source of this 1486-nucleotide messenger RNA. The record is from RefSeq and is a predicted model, not a curated record. NCBI's taxonomy places the organism in Eukaryota, Viridiplantae, Streptophyta, Magnoliopsida, Brassicales, Brassicaceae.
UAACCCCCCUUUGGCCUUUGCUCUCUCUCGAUCCCAGCUUCCGAGUUCUGACUCUGAAACAGAGAGAUCUGAAUAACACCUUUGAAGAUCAGCGAUGGCGCAACCACUCGUGAAGAAAGACGACGAUCACGAUGAUGAGCUGGAGUAUUCUCCAUUCAUGGGAAUUGAGAAGGGAGCAGUGCUUCAGGAAGCUAGAGUCUUCAAUGACCCUCAGCUUGAUCCUAGAAGGUGCUCGCAGGUCAUCACGAAGCUUCUUUAUUUGCUUAACCAAGGAGAGGCAUUCACCAAGGUUGAAGCAACAGAAGUUUUCUUUUCCGUUACAAAGCUUUUCCAAUCAAAAGAUACUGGUUUAAGGAGAAUGGUCUACUUGAUCAUAAAGGAGUUAUCUCCAUCAGCGGACGAGGUUAUUAUUGUAACUAGCUCCUUGAUGAAGGACAUGAACAGCAAGAUUGAUAUGUAUCGUGCAAAUGCUAUCCGUGUCCUUUGCCGAAUUAUAGAUGGAACCCUUCUUACACAAAUUGAGCGGUACUUGAAACAAGCUAUUGUGGAUAAGAAUCCUGUUGUUUCAAGUGCAGCUUUAGUCAGUGGACUUCACAUGCUAAAGACAAACCCAGAAAUUGUUAAAAGAUGGAGCAACGAGGUUCAAGAAGCUGUCCAGUCUAGAGCAGCCCUUGUUCAGUUUCAUGCCUUGGCUUUGCUCCAUCAGAUACGUCAAAACGAUCGCUUGGCUGUCAGCAAGUUGGUUGAUACCUUGACGAGGGGGGCUGUCCGCUCUCCUUUGGCCCAGUGUCUAUUGAUACGAUACACCAGUCAGAUAAUCCGAGAUAUGUCCAACCACGGCCAGUCUGGGGAACGUCCAUUCUAUGAUUUCUUGGAGAGUUGUCUGCGCCAUAAGGCAGAAAUGGUGAUCCUUGAGGCUGCCAGGGCUAUCACUGAGCUUGACGAUGUGACAAGCCGAGAACUGACUCCAGCAAUCACUGUGCUCCAGCUCUUCUUGAGUUCCCCUAAACCAGUGCUGAGAUUUGCUGCUGUUCGGACUCUUAACAAGGUUGCAAUGACUCAUCCCAUGGCUGUCACCAACUGCAACAUUGAUAUGGAAAGUUUAAUAUCUGAUCAGAAUAGAAGUAUUGCUACACUUGCUAUUACCACACUCCUGAAGACAGGGAAUGAAUCUAGUGUGGAACGGUUGAUGAAGCAGAUAACUAAUUUCAUGUCAGAUAUUGCCGAUGAGUUCAAAAUUGUGGUUGUGGAUGCCAUAAGAUCAUUGUGUUUGAAAUUUCCACUGAAGUAUAGAUCACUGAUGAACUUCUUAAGCAACAUUCUUAGAGAAGAAGGUGGAUUUGAGUAUAAAAGGGCAAUUGUAGAUUCCAUCGUAACCAUUAUCAGAGAUAUUCCAGAUGCAAAGGAAAAUGGAUUGCUCCAUCUUUGCGAGUUCAUUGAAGAUUGUGAAUUCACAUACCUUUCAACACAGGUAAUUGUUUUUUGA